GUUUUCAUUGUGAGGCUGUCGACCACAAGUGUCACUCACAUCCAUGGGUACGACGUACUAUAAAACACACACACGCACCGAGUGCACUGCACUGGGGUGAGCGAGAGUGGCGCAGCUCAGCUGCAUCCCACGCUAGCUGCAUCGAUCAUGAUAGCGAUGGCGCCACCCACUCGCCGUGGCAGUCAGUCAGCAGUCAUUGUCUGCCUGUCUGUCUGUCUGUCUGUCUUACAGACAGACGGACAGGCCUUAGCAAGAGAGCAGCAUAGAUCACACUCACACCCGAUGCAUGCGCAUGCCGCGCACCCCGGCAGCAACAAACAGGGAAGACCGAAGUGUGUUCGGCUGUCCCCGUCCCUGCUCCUCUGCCUGGCCUGGAUCAGAUCACCCUCCCUCUCCCUCUACUAGUACUUGCUAGAAACACUUACACGAAUAGAGACAGACACCCACAGAUGACUCGACUCCCCUGUGUGUGUGCUUGUGUGGUUAGUGCCCUGCCGACGCCUGUCCGAAUGCCGCCAAUGGAGACGGCGUAAUCGAGAGAGAUCCGCUUCUCUCGGCUGCUCCGUCUCCACUGACUACCUCAGUCACGCGUGUGUGGGCCACCAAGCAUCACGACAACCACAUCUCAGCGCUACGGCAAGAAAGACACAGCCGAACGGAAAGCGCAUUUCUGUGUGUGCGGUGUGCGGUGUUCCCAUCUGUUGUCGAAUCCUUCUCUCGAACGACUCUCCGACAAGUGAGCUGACACAUGUCGGAGAAGCAUUCGAGCGACGAGUCCGAAGACACAGACAGGCCCAACCGACACACCGCCGCCACCACCACCACCACUCAUACGAGAGCUGAUAAGCUCACUCAUUGCCCCCUUCCUCUCGUCCCACCUACUAUGCACUGUAUCUAAGUCAUGUUUUACACAUCGACAGUCUGCGGCCGUGGCGGCGGGUGCUUCUCCGAUACCACAGCGGCCGGCUUGGAGGCCGGGAACCGCUCCGAGCCAUUGGUCUGCUGCUGCUGCGACACAUCCACCUUGGUCAGCACGUACGACACCACCGUCACAAUGAUGGCCAGGAUGAGAGCCACCUGCAUGGAGAAAUGGAAAAGAGAGGUGGGGAUGGGUGGGGCAGAAGUGGGAGUGGUUUGUUGUGUACCUUGAGGUCGGCUCCCUUGCCGGGCGCCUCUCCGAAUAUGGUGAUGGCGUAGAUGUACACGAAGAGGGUGGCGACCGUGUCGGCGAUGCCUUUCCACACGCAGUCGAGCCGCUUCAUCAACAGACAAUUGAUGCCAGUCCGUAGAGCAUACCUACCCACCACAGAGAGAGAGGGAGAGAGAGAGAGAGGGAGAGGGAGAGGGAGAGGGAGAGGAGGAGGAGGAGGAAGAGGUGUCGCUGCCUGUCGGUGCUUUCAUGUGUGUGUGUGUGUGUGUUGUGUGUGUGUCGGCUUACCAGACGACGAGGAAGAUGACUCGUGGGUUCCAUCCACAUGGGGUGACGCCCCCACAGUCAAUGCCUGAUGAAUAAAGGGAUGAAUGCGGCCAGGCCAGAGGGGCCAGCCAUUUGUGUCUCUGUCUGCGUGGGAGGGACCCUUGGUACCUCCGAAGAUGCCUUUGUGCCAAAGGUCGCCUUUCCAGAACUGAAUGACGGCCACAAUCACACUCGCCGUCACCGUGCUGAACAUUGUCUGCAGACAUUCGGAGAAGGAAGGAUAGAAACAAACAUGAACCCAUGGUGUUAGUUGAUGUCUGGUUUGAGGAGGUAUGUCACGUGUCUGCUCUCAUCUCACCUGUGCCAGCUGGAUGUAGAAGGGCCUUUUGGUCUGCUUGAAUAAAUAGUCGCUCAGCACGCCACCUGGCGUCGUGAGGACCACCUGAAUGAACACAUUCGCACACACACACACACACACACAUUCACACACACACACACACACAAAACUCAUGGCCAUAUCCACCCACACAAGCGCGCACACACGAAGACACGGACACACGAGUUCACCCUGAGAAUGAGCAGGCUGAUGCCGACGAUCUGGUUCUGUGUGGCGGCUGCAGCCGCCGCCUGGCCCAUCUUGGCGGCCGCCUCGGAGCCGAACAAGAGGUCGAUCUGCACGUAGGUGUAGAGGUUGAUGCUCAUCGUCACCAGCAGCAGCCACUGCAGCGCCAUCAAUGGACGACCAAGCGCAAACCUGACAGACAGACAGACAGACAGACAGACACCAAACAGAGAGAGACAGAGUGUCUGUCUGUCUGUCUGUGUGCGUGUGCAGUGACUGGGCUAACCUAACCUGACCUGCAUAGGAGUGCUGUGGCGACCAUUUUGGACUGUGAGAUGAUCUGCACCAAAGCCGGGUCGGCGUAUGAGAGCGAUAUGAGCUGCAGGCAAUCGCCAACGCCGUACAGCAAUGCGGGCGGCGCCAUGGUGAUGAUCUCCUGCCGUCCAUCGAUCCAUCCAUCCAUCCAUCCAUCCACACACACACAGGAGACAGCCACAGAUGUCUGUCCAUGUGGGUGCGCACUCUUUUACCCGUGGGUUAAGACAUGCUGCGAAUCCCUUCCACCCGUCGGCCACGGUCGAUAUAAUGAUCAUCAGCACCAGACUGAACACAUUGGCUGACGCCAUCACCACACCUGCACCAGUCAACACACACACGCACACACAGACACACAGACACACACACGAUGGUCAGGCGCCGGCCAGCAGUGGGGUGUCUGUGUCUGUGUGUGUACCGUCAAAAAAGGGCUGCCCCUUCUUGCCCGUCUCAGGGAUGAAUUUCGCGUAGGCCCCCACAUUAGGCGUGAACCUGCGAAUAGAAUACAUGCAGAGAGAUGAAGGAUGGGUGGCUGGACGCUCGGAUCGAUCCAUUUCGCGCAGGUCCGGUAUGCUUACGCUUGCACGUUGACACACACGGCAAACACAAAUAGCUGCACACCACACAGAGGGAGGGACAAAGCAACCAGCCAACAUGAGUUCCCCGUAUCUUGUUGUUUCUUCCUCCGUCGAUUCGAUCAAAGCGUCUGUCUGUGUGUGCCUGUCGGGCGGUCCAUACCUGCACGAGCACUCCCCAAGACGACUGCAGGAAGGCCAGCGCUUUGGGAUUGCUGACACAGACAGACGGACAGACAAGUACCAACACAGACACGGCACGGCCAUCCCACACACACGCAUACCUUCCUCCCUCCCUCCCUCCCUGUGCCCUGUGUGUGAGCUGUGCCUUUCUCACUUGGUUCUGAGUUCAUACUGGACGCCCUUGUUGAGUAUGGUGUUCCUGCGUGCGCUGGACGCCAGCUGGUGCACCGACACGAGCGAGGCGUUCGAUGCGUAUGGCUGCCGGGUGUAGAGCUCUACGGGGUCCUCAGUCGCCGCGUACAGAUUCUCGCCGCCAAACGGAGGCAGCUCGGUCACACUCUGUCACCACCACACACACACAUGUGAGUGUAUCUGCAGUCUGCGGGCAGAUCUAUCCCUCUAUGUGGUGCGCUGAUCUGAUCUGAUCUGAUCUUCCUUUCUCUACACACCUACCUCGCCGAAAGCAUCGCUCGAGUAUCUGGCGAGUAGGUCCUGGUCGUCCUCCGCCUGUGAGAAGGUGAGCACCCUCAGCAGCGACGACCGCGGCCUGCCGACGCGCUGAUCGGAGGAGCCCAGUAGGGGGGCCUCGCGCGACCCGCUGAGACUGCUCAUCGACGGCAGCAGCGGGUGGGGCAGCGGGGGCAGAUCGGACUCCCUGCCAUAGCACACACAGACACACGGCAGCCAUCCAUUCAUCAGCGGUGGUUGUUGGUUCGGGAAUGCAGGACUGACGUGCCUGUGGGAUGAGUACGUGCUCUUGUGGGAUGCCAGGCUUGAAGCAGGGGGCGGAUGCUCAGUGCGAGGAGAGGACGCGGUUGUGCAAAGUGCGCGGAAAGCGGAC
Messenger RNA from Vitrella brassicaformis, 3893 nucleotides. The record is from the annotation of a GenBank genome assembly. Lineage: Eukaryota; Vitrellaceae.